Salarias fasciatus (jewelled blenny) is the source of this 617-nucleotide messenger RNA. RefSeq names its product late endosomal/lysosomal adaptor, MAPK and MTOR activator 3 (gene lamtor3). NCBI's taxonomy places the organism in Eukaryota, Metazoa, Chordata, Actinopteri, Blenniiformes, Blenniidae. Bases 135 to 509 code for a protein of 124 amino acids. The transcript has 7 exons. Gene Ontology annotation, biological process: cellular response to amino acid stimulus; positive regulation of TOR signaling. The record is from RefSeq and is a predicted model, not a curated record. Gene Ontology annotation, cellular component: Ragulator complex.
CAAACGUCACGUGUGGUCACGCGGCUCAGGUCAUGUGACCGGUUGUGCUGGCCUGGAGCUUCGUCGCUACUCUCGGAUGUCUGAAGCUCGGUUUGGAAAGUUUUAUUGAAGUGAUUCUGUGGAUUACCUCCAGCAUGGCCGAUGAUUUGAAGCGUUACCUGUAUAAACAGCUCCAGAGCGUUGAAGGUCUGCAUGCUGUGGUGGUGACAGACCGAGACGGCGUUCCUGUCAUCAAAGUUGCCAACGACAACGCUCCAGUUCACGCCCUCAGACCUGGCUUCCUGUCCACCUUCGCCUUGGCCACAGAUCAAGGCAGUAAACUGGGCCUGUCCAAGAACAAGAGCAUCAUCUGCUACUACAACACCUACCAGAUUGUGCAGUUCAACCGGUUGCCGCUGGUCAUUAGCUUUAUUGCUAGCAGCACCGCUAACACAGGUCUCAUCAUGAGUCUGGAGAAGGAUCUGGCUCCUCUAAUAGAGGAUCUGAGGCAGGUGGUGGAGGUCACAUAGUCUGGAGUCCCACCCAGUGUGUCCUGCCACCCUCUCAGGGAGUCUGUUCUCUCCUGUUCCAAUCUUUCUCUGUGGAAAUCUAAAUAAAGUGUCAUCUUCAACCCCUCA